AUGUUUAGACAAUCAUUCCGUCAAGUUGCAAAGCAAUCUUUAACUGCUGUUAGAAGAUCAUACGCCACUGAGGCUGCUGCAUCAGAUGCCUUGAAAUUGUCGUUGGCAUUACCAUACCAAACCCUUUACUCCGACCAAGAUGUUCAACAAGUCAACUUGCCAUCCGUCAACGGUGACUUGGGUAUUUUGGCCAACCACAUUCCAGUUGUUGAACAAUUGAGACCAGGUUUGCUUGAGGUUAUUUUGAAGAAUGGUGAAUCUGAACAAUAUUUCGUAAGUGGAGGCUUGGCAAUGGUUCAACCAGGUAACAAAUUGACCAUCAGCGCAAUCGAAGCAUUCAAGCCAGAAGACUUUGAUGUUAAUGCUGUCAAGAACAUGAUCUCGGACGCACAAAAGAGAGCCGAAUCAGGAGAUGAAAAAGUUGCUGCUGAAGCCAGCAUCGAAUUGGAAGUCUUGGAAGCUUUACAACACGUUGCUAAAUAA
Molecule: messenger RNA, 483 nt
Organism: Lodderomyces elongisporus
Lineage: Eukaryota; Fungi; Ascomycota; Pichiomycetes; Serinales; Debaryomycetaceae
Gene: ATP16
Product: F1F0 ATP synthase subunit delta
Exons: 1
Coding region: 1-483 (160 amino acids)
Biological process (GO): proton motive force-driven ATP synthesis
Molecular function (GO): proton-transporting ATP synthase activity, rotational mechanism
Source: RefSeq, a predicted model, not a curated record